AACACGCACAACAUUGAGCUGUAAAUAUUUAACGACGUCAUAUAUUUAUAAUGUACGUUUGUUUGUGUAUUGUUUUAGAACGUUUUACUUUCCUUAUUAAAUCUAUGCAUAAAGAAAACGAUGGAACGAAAUAUAAGGAGGUCAUUUUGCGCCCCUACUUGGUUUCCAUGGAUACACCAUCAACACCAUCCUUCGUCACUGCUGUAGCGAAUGGCAAACUUUUUCUUCAUGUUUUGAUCCUUUGAUUGGACGUCUUUGUCACUGUUUGUCUUGUUGAAGAGACGAUAGCGAAUAUAAUAAUGGAGCCACGCAGUUACAAAGGAGAUCAGAAAAAUGGAAUAAUGGAAGGGACUGGUGAAUACACCUUUCCCACAGAGACUACAUACAUUGGUGAGAUGAAGGAUGGGAUGUUUCAUGGAAAAGGAGUGAUGCACUUUCCAAAUGGAAGUAAAUAUGAAGCGACAUGGGAGAAAGGACUGGCCAAACAGGGGACUUUUACCUUUGCUGAUGGUCUGGUCUUCCAGGACAAUGACUGGGCUUACUGUGAUGGCUAUGACCGGCGUUUCUACAGCGAGAGAUGUAACGGGCUGAGACCUGCAGGAGAGUCUCAGCUAACUGAUUCGCACCCACCGCACGUCAUCCCAGAAGGGUGCUACGACUGUGGGGACGGUUUCUACUACCCCUCCAACCGCAUCGUGAAGACCUACACCGGUUACUUCCUCAGAACGGCCGACGACCGCGAGCACGAUUGGAUCGUUCGUACGUGUAGGAAAGCUUGGGAUGAGAUCGUUGGACACGAUGCGGACAUCUAGAACGAAAACAAAGACUUCUAAAGCACCUCGGUAUGUCACUGAAAGCAAAGGAACCUUUAUGCAGAAGACGACCUUGGUGUUAUUGGUUUGUUGUCGUGCAGGUUUCUGUUUAAUAGUUGGUUGGAUUUUGCUAUAUUUUUUCGACCGACUGAAAAGCCUGAUCAAAAUAAAAAAAUUAGUAGGCCUAUCAAUUCUAAAAAAUCUAGCCUGCUUAACUGAGAGGCUGGUUACACAGGGUUUUAUGUAAACCUAACCUUUGAAAGACAUGACCCACAAAGAGCCAAUCAGGGACAGGGAUUCUAAUUACUUCCUGUUUUAUAAAAAAAACUAGUGCUAGCCCUCUCCCGCACGCACACGCACACACACACACACACACACACACACACACACACACACACACACACACACACACACACACACACACACACACACACACACACACACACACACACACACACACACACAUAUGCAACACACACAUACAAAUAUGAAAGAAAGUGUGGACUUUCCUUCACAUGUCUAAACAAGCUUUUACCGUGGAACAAAUUCUAUCAGUAUGUUUAUAGUUAGGCGCUGAAUUUUAUUUUAACUGAAACCGUAAACCUAUAAUUUAGAAUAUAAAACCAAUGGAGUAAUGUAUACUGGUUAUCUGUUUCAGAGAGAUUCAUUUGUAUGCUUUUUAUGCUUUUUGCCAUUGGUUCACCAGCCAAUAUUUCUAAAUAACCCCAAAAAACAAUGAUUUCACAUUCUAUUUUAUUGUAAUUUAUUACACAAAACAUUUAGGAUGCACAGUCUAUCAAAUAAACUUUUUUUUUUCAAUGUA
Gadus morhua (Atlantic cod) is the source of this 1635-nucleotide messenger RNA. It is a transcript of the gene morn5, whose product is annotated as MORN repeat containing 5. The transcript has 5 exons. NCBI's taxonomy places the organism in Eukaryota, Metazoa, Chordata, Actinopteri, Gadiformes, Gadidae. The record is from RefSeq and is a predicted model, not a curated record. The coding region runs from base 300 to 812 and encodes 170 amino acids.